Messenger RNA from Phaedon cochleariae (mustard beetle), 2040 nucleotides. The record is from the annotation of a GenBank genome assembly. Lineage: Eukaryota; Metazoa; Arthropoda; Insecta; Coleoptera; Chrysomelidae.
UUCUAUGACUUUUGUUCAUGGGAACUUUUUUAUUUUCUCAAGAUGCCACAUAUUACGAAACACCCUGUAUAUAUAACUUUAUUAUUUUCCAAGGUUGGUAGAAGUGAUGAUUAUUUUCGAAUAUUCAGUUCUACCAACCUUGAUUAUUUUCAACUUACCAAUUCCAAUUCCAUCUCAGUUCACUGCUUAUUGAUUUACAAUUCAGUAAAUAUCUACCUACACAACCUAUAUUACAUUAUAAACUGUGUUGGUGUUUUGGGGCAUACAUAUACAUGGGUAAUUUUGAAGAACUGGUGUUUUUGAAAAUCAGGAUAGGCAACAGGCAUUCCUCUCGAAGAUUCAGAAACACUAUACAAGGUUAUGUUUAUGUUGACUCUUCAAAAACAUUACCUCUUUUUGUCACCACAUUCUGUAUAAAAUUGAGUAUAAAAUAAAGUAACUGAAAUGGAUGAUGUCUUAGAAUUAUCAAGUGAUUCAGAUAAAACUAUAUUAUUAUGCCCGGAUGCCCAGCUUACAAAUUAUCCAACAGAAAAGAAUAUGUAUGACUUGGACUUCUCUGAUGAAGAAACAGCACAUCCUUUCAAAAAUGAAAUUCCAACCAGAAAUGAAAAAUUGCCUGACACAGACUUAUUACAGAAAUUAUACAAUAAAUAUAUUCCGUCUGAUAAAAAAACAGGGCAUGAGAAUAGUGGAACUUUUUCAAGAGUUGAUUCUAACAACUCAAUAGAUUUAACUAGUUCUCCAGAAAGAAAUGAGGAUGAUGAUGGCUUCUUCAAUGAAUAUGAAGCAAUGCAAACAGAAAAGUCAGGUGAGUCAUCUAGCAAGACUCCUGGAAUCAACUUUAGAAAAAGGGAAUUAGAAAUCCUGUUAUCAGACUCUACAGAUGAAGAACCAUGUAUGAAAAAAAUAUCAGAAAGUGAGCACAUAAGGGGUAAAGAAAGAGUGAACUCUGAGCAGAGUCAGAAAAAUGGAAAAGGUAAAAAAUUAUCUAGAAAUGCUAGUGAUACCAAGCAACAACAAGAAAAUGCCAAAGCUCUAAAAAUUUUAGAAAGAAAUGAGAAGAAAAAACAGCUUGAAAGAGAAAAGGCUUUGAAAGCUGCUGCAAAGAGUAUUCAAAAAAGUAUGAGUCCUGAAGAAUGUUUGAAGAAUAUUAUAGUUACAAUUGAUCAAGACAUUUUACAACAAGUUUAUGGGGAUACAAUUAAGGACCAUCUGAGAAAUAACCAGAUAUCAUUCAAAUCCAUGCCAAAAUCAAAUGGGCUCAUCUCUUGGACUAGAAAAAUUCAAACUCUCACAGACAUGAUGUGUAAAGAAACUGAGAAAGAGGAAAAACAUUAUUUGACUAUAAUUUCUUCCAAAGAAUUUGAUAAGCUUACAAAAAAUCAAAGUCUUAGGAACCACAUACAAUCAAUCAAAGCAAUUUCCCAUUUUCAACAUUUGACAAUAAUUAUUUAUGGAAAAGAUAAACCAAGUGCAGGUCAAGAGUUGGCAAUAAUGGAAAUUAACAUGUUCUUCAAAUGUUAUUUUCAAUUUGCCAAAAGACCUGAGGAUCUAGCUCUCAUGAUUACAAUAACUACCAAAUCAGUAGCACAAAUUCCUUAUAAACUGGAAAAAGAAGAGAAAUAUAAACUCCAAAACGAAUUCUUCAAUGAUUGCAAUAGAGACUCUGUGAGAGUGGACAAAAAUGGCAAUGGUUUGGGUAGAUUAUGGCACCAAAUGUUGACAAUGUUUCCACUAGCUAGAUUGGAAACUGCAGAGGCCAUAACGGCAGUUUAUCCAACGCCAACAUCACUGUUCAAGGCCUAUGAAGAUGAUUCUACAAAGGGUGAGGAGCUGAUUCAAAACCUCAAUAUACGUAGGGCGUAUGGUCCGUUGGCCUCAUCUCGAAAAGUUGGACCAGAAUUAAGCAAAAAGUGUCACAAUUUUUUUACAUCACAAGAGAAUAUAUUGUUAUGAUAAUCUCUUAGUUAUUUUAGAUGCCACUGUACAAAGGAGUUCAAUUAUUUUUUUAAAUAAAUUAUUUUUUUGAUUUACUCCACA